Messenger RNA from Diceros bicornis minor, 915 nucleotides. It is a transcript of the gene SSNA1, whose product is annotated as SS nuclear autoantigen 1. The record is from RefSeq and is a predicted model, not a curated record. The coding region runs from base 35 to 469 and encodes 144 amino acids. NCBI's taxonomy places the organism in Eukaryota, Metazoa, Chordata, Mammalia, Perissodactyla, Rhinocerotidae. Gene Ontology annotation, cellular component: centrosome; ciliary basal body. The transcript is spliced from 3 exons.
CGGCGGUUGGCGCGGCCGAGCCUGGGCGGCGACCAUGACCGAGGAGGGCGCGGAGCCCUUGACCGAGGAGGGCGCGGCGACCAUGACCGAGGAGGGCGCGGCGACCAUGACCGAGCAGGGCGCGGCGAUGCAGGACUACAACAACCAGCUGAUCAAGGGCAUGGAGGUCCUGUGCCAGAGGCGGAACAAGUUGUGCCGGCAGAUCCAGAAGGAGGAGAAGGAGAAGCAGCGGCUGCAUAAUCAGUUGAGGCGGUUGACAGAGAAGCUGGCCCUAGUCAACGAGAAUCUGGCAUGCAAGAUCGCCUCUUACAAAGAGCUUGACCGGACCAUCACAGAGUCUGAGGCUGCCUUCUUCAAGAUCCUGGAGAGCUCACAGGCUCUGCUUAGUGUUGUGAAGAGGGAAGCCGGGAACCUGAGCAAAGUCAUGGCCUCAGAGCAGGAGAUCAUUGAAGAGAAGGACAGUUCAUGAAGCCACAGGUGGAGAGGGGCCUGUCUCCACUGCAGCCAUUAAUGGUUUGGCCCCUAGCAAGUCUGUCUUCACAGUGUCUGUUUUUCAUGACAGGAGGUAACUUCUUUCACUGUCUCAGGUGCCAAGGGAGGCAGCUGCCAGCCUCCAUUGGCCCUGAGUGACAAGAAAAGCCCUGGGCGCAGCCCACCAGGUGGGAGUCCUGGCCCUGUGCUCACUCAGGCUACAGGGAGGGCGAGCUCGGGGCCAGCUCCACUUGGGGCCUCUCUGAGGUCCCCAUACUCCCCUCGGCUGUAGGUAAGGCCCUGGUUAGGGGAGUUCCUUCACCUUGUCCCUUGGCCAGCAGGUGCCCAGGCCUGGUGAGUGGGGGAGGGGCUGGGCCCCUCCUUCACCUUAGAGCUUGUCCUUGUGGUCUGUGACUGUCAAUAAAGGUUGUCUUUGUAAAGAUC